Magallana angulata is the source of this 7815-nucleotide messenger RNA. RefSeq lists its product as uncharacterized. The record is from RefSeq and is a predicted model, not a curated record. Gene Ontology annotation, molecular function: signaling receptor activity. Bases 35 to 6697 code for a protein of 2220 amino acids. Lineage: Eukaryota; Metazoa; Mollusca; Bivalvia; Ostreida; Ostreidae. The transcript is spliced from 29 exons.
UUGGACAGAGGAGGGUUGCGACAUAGGAAAGAAGAUGCCUCGGACAGGUUACAGUUGCAAAACUAUAGGUUUUGUGAUGCUCAUAUCAACUAAGUUGAUUUGUGUUUUGAGCCAAGAACACCGGGUGAUGACACAGUCGUGUGAUGGCGACUGGGUCCGGUAUGGAGAGAGCUGUUACCGAUAUUAUACGUCACAGAAGACAUGGAUGUACGCCUUCAAGACGUGCCAGUCAGACAAUGGAUUCCUAACAGACAUUGAAAACGCAGACGAGCAAGCCUUUCUGCAAAAUUUAACAAAUGGAGACAUGUUUUGGAUAGGCGCGUCGGACUGUGCGGGGAGAUGGCUGUGGUACGGCAGCACCCAACCCUGGGGGUUUACCAAGUGGGAUACACAUCAGCCCGAUAACUUCAAGAAAAAUGAACACUGCGGACUAAUCAGGCCAAACGGCAUGUGGAACGACCGGGAAUGUAGCUAUACUCGGCCAUUUGUCUGUAAAAGAAAAGUUACUUUAUUUUUUUGCGACAAAACAUGGAGUACCAGAGAAGGAAGAUGCUACAAAAGAUUUCCCGGAACGUUAACGUGGACCAAAGCGCUCGAGCUCUGUCAGUCAAACUCUGCAACGCUCGUCAACAUUGAGAACUCUGCUGAGCAGACAUACGUAAAUGGUUUAUAUAACUCUGAUCAUCUGUGGGUUGGUGGAUUUGAUGGGGCCAAAAACAAAGUAUGGGCAUGGGCAGGAACAACGUUACCUUGGAAUUAUCAGUACUGGGAUCGAGGUGAACCGGACAAUGGGGCAGAGGACUGUCUAUUGCUUGCUCGAGGCGGAGGAUUAUGGCAUGACGUAUCUUGUAAUAGAUAUCACACAGUAAUGUGUGAACGCAAUACAUUUCAUUUGACCAACGACCCUGUUUUGACAAUGGCAGUGGAGGCCCCCAGAAAUGAAACGAGAUUUAUCUGUACCUUUCGUUCCAAUAUCUCGGAUGUCGAUUUCUUAUUGGAGUGGUAUCUUAAUGAUGGAGUUAUUCAAGAUCACACAUUCACUGACGAAACAGAAAGUUCACUGCACGAAAGAGAUUUACCAUUGUUAAAGCAAGAAGAUCAGAUAAAAUGUGCCGUAACCCCAUGCAUGCCGGGAAACUGCAGUAUGAGAGGUUCUCCUCGGGAAAGCAACGUUAUCACAGCAAAGGUCCAGGUGGCUAGCGAGGUCCGGAUCACAGUGGCUGAGAGCUCAGGCCCCGCCUACUUCAAUGUCACCAGCACAGUCCCCAUACAUCUGUUCUGUGAACGAAGUCACCGAAAUAAUAUCGAACUAUGUAACGCACAUGUCUCCAUCGAACUAGUGAGAGAACGAGAAAUAACCUGCGGUCAAUUUCAUGUCCCCGUCAGUCAAGCAGUGUUUGGUAUGUUCAGUCCGCACUCCAAACCUUGCACGUACCAAAUGACGAUGAACACGUGGUCAUCUGGAGUGUUGAUUCCGGUAAAGGCAGCACUCGAUGGCAUAAAGGACAGAAACCAAUACAGAAAUAUACGAGUUCUUUUUACCGCUUCAAAUGUCACAAAAUUAAUCUCAACCGUGAAGCUGACUGUAGUGGAUGACGAUAGGGUAGCAACAUGUUCAUCGAUAAACGACCCUCACAUGACAACAUUUGAUAAAAGAUACUAUGACAACUACUUGGAGGGCGAAUUUAUUUUGUACAAACACAAAACUCUGCCCUAUGAGGUGCGAACCUAUUACCGUAGAUGUAACUUAAGGGCCGCAUGCAAUUGUGCAGUUGCGGUAAAGUCCGGUAAUGACGUCAUCCUAGUAGAUGUUUGCGGACCGUCAAGAGGGGCAUCGACGAAAAGAACUAUUUUUACCAUAAAGAUGUAUUUGAAUGGAGAACUCACCCCGGGAACUGAGGUUAUUUCACAUGACGGAGGAAAAACACUCGAGGUUGUACUACCAAACGGAGCAAGGACCGUUAUAAUGACUGGAACGAUGACCAGAAAACAACGUUUCCUGAAUGUUAAAGUAGUGGCCUCCACGUUUGAUUUCAAUCAAACAGAAGGACUUUGUGGGACAUUUGAUGGAAACAGAAAUAACGAUUUGAUGAAAAGGGAUGGCGAUCUUUACACAAGAGGAGGCAAACAGCCGAACGAGUUCUCCUUGUCUUGGAGGGUUUCUGAGGAGGAGUCGUUAUUUAGAGGUGAUUGCAGGACAUCAACUUCCAGCAUCGCUGAAAAGGGCAUUUAUUGCGAUUGUAUGGAGAGACAAACUGCUGUUUGUCAGCAAGGAUUAGAUGUGAUGACAUGUGCUGAGAUUCAGAAGAGGAGAGGACUUUUAAAUGCACAAAAAGGAGUCAAACUUAUUACGCAAGACUUGAUACAAGAUGCCGAGUCCCCACCACUUCGAUGUGUGUCAACUCGGAAGACAGACUCAUUUGAGUUUGACCCAGAGCAUAUCCCACCGGACCCAAUAUGGCCUACCCCAAAAAAUAUCACAGAGAACAUGGCAAAGAAAACUUGUGAAGAUUUUUUGGGAAGUGACAAAGCAGGAGCAUUAUGUACGAAACUGCCAGGAUUAGAUCUAAAUCCUAUACUGCAAGGCUGUAUUACUGACAUACAGCUUACGGACAGUACUGAUUGGGCGAAGGAAAGCCUUGUCAAUUUGCUACGAGAAUGUAUUACCAUAGUUGAGACGGACACGGACCAGUGGAGCAAUGAGACAGGGGAGGCUGGUCCACCACCGGGUAUUACCAACCUCAUCUGUCCAAACAACUGCCAGGGCAACGGAAACUGUACUGAAGGACUUUGUCAGUGCUUUCAUCCCUGGAUUGGAGACGAUUGCUCCGUCAACAGUACUGUGCCACCAGAGCUUGAUCAAGUUGGCGAUGGAGAGCCGUGUGACGCUGUUUGUUCAGAGUGUCUCUCUGUCAGAUUAUACGGCGAGAACUUUGUUGAUGUUGAAAAUCUUACAUGCCACUAUAAAGUACUGAAUCUGAGACUGGAUCCUAUUUCAGAUGUUAAAAUAAUAAAGGCGGCGUAUCUUAACAGUGAAAUAGUCAAGUGCACUCUUCCAGAUGUAGCAUUGUAUGAAAUUGCAGUCAGCAACGACGGAGAAAUAACCAGUAAAUACAAACAAUACAUUGUUUUCAACAGUUACUGUCACCAAUGCAACAGUUCUUGGUGUACAACAAGGAAUAAUAUCUGCAAAAUUAAUGGUGAGUGUCUGGACCAUGGAUUUGUGAAUCCCAGGAACCAAUUGGAAGUUUGCAACGUUACACUCUCUAAAAUUCAGUGGUCUACUUUAAAUGUUAAAGACAUUCCAAAGAAGAGUUACGAUUUUCAAGAUAUUUCUGGUUCCUUUGUUUUGACGAAGGAUUCCAAAGUUUUAGUUGGGGGGACUGGUUAUCCAACAAUAACAACUGGUUCUUCAGGAGGAAAAGCUCUCGUGCUGGAUGGAAACCAGUACCUGUCAAUGGGUGAUUUAGUAAAAACAAGUACUUGUUUCGGUGAUGCAGAAAAGAAUCCACUAGGUAUAACUAUAAACCUUGAUGUCAGACUAACAAGAAGCGCAAGCACCUGUUUUGUUUUCAGUACUGGCGGAGAGGAAGUUUCUCAUUACGGAUACGCUAUUUGGCUCGAGAAUGACAGUCUCUAUGCCAGAGCUAGCAACAGUAGGCACGAAUGGUCUGUUUCCAUAUCCAGCGUUCAGAUGGAUGAAUUUAUUCGUAUACAGAUGAUGUGGAGUCUGCAAAGUGGAUUACUUUUAAGCAUCGAUAACAGCACACAAGUAUCAAGCAAGAAAUGCAUUUCAAGACCAGAGUCACACUACACCACUCUUAAAGAAUUUGUACUUGGAGGAUCUUCAAAAAAAGACAAAAACUGCAAACUUGCUAUAGAACGUCUUACCACUGUGUGUGCUUCUUGUGAAAUUGUUAACAGAAGAGAUCUAUGUUUUAUAGAGCGAAUCCCUCCGGUACCAAGUAACUCGUGCAUAAGAUCUUCGGCAUCGACUGCAGUAGAAGCUGCAAUCAUCUCUACAUCUGUUCUUUCCGGAAUUUCAUUUUCCAUCAUCUGUUGCAUAUGUUUUAUUUUCGGAUGCAAACGACGGCGCAAGAAGAAGAAGCGGUACAAUCAUCUGAUAUCAGCUGAGCAGAGCAAAGGUGAUUGGAAAACGAAGUCUAAAAAAGCUGUACUAAACCCUGUAUUCUUAGACGAUUCCGGAACCUCCGCAUACAGACAUCACUGGACUGGAGAAAACCCUGCCUGGAGGAUGUACAGGUACGAAGGGCAUAACCAAGCCAUUCCGCAUGAAAGAGAAAUAACAAAUCGUGACGUCAAACAAACCCAUGACACAGACAUUCCCUUUUACCAGGAAACAACUACAGGUAAAGUUGUACAAGGGUUUUCUGAUGAAACAAGUGGAAGAUCGUUUGCUCGCACCACUCAUGAAAUCAGAACAGAUCACAUAGAAAAGACUAAUUAUAGAAGAAAAACUAGUUUUUCAGCGAAUGACGAACAUGGAAACCAAAUAAUUGAUGGACCUUUGGUCAAUGAAGCAGUACGUAUGUCAGCUCCAGAACAUGAAACAAGCUUUUCUUUGUACCAAAUAUCAGAAAAGGAAAACCAAAAAGAGUCGGCAGACUAUAAACUCCAAAGACAUGAAACGUUUACGGAUAGAAGUCAAGCAAUGAUCAACACGAGAUAUGCAGAAAAUCAAAGUCAUAAGAAAACGAUCAAAACAGUAAAUACUAGCUUAUCGAAAAAUGAUCAGUCAAAAGAAAGCCGAUACCUUUGUUCAUACUGUACGAGUCAUGGUGAAUUACAUGGAGAAAUGCUUAAAAGCCGUAAAACAGGUGAGAAAAAUUGUUUUAAAGACAGCAGCUGUCAAACAGAAGCUUAUAACUUACACUCAAGAGAAACGCAGAAUGAUAUUGCUGAUAACAAUAAAGACAAAUUAACGUACAUGAAACAAAGCCAUAUCUCUGGAUAUCAAAGAGAUGAUGAAACGAAUGUUUUGUCCUCUACCAAAUCAUGCUUAGCUGUUUCGACCAGCCAAGCAACAACAAGUGAGCACCAAGAUGUAGUAUACGAUGUCGAGGAUAACCCAAGGCAAGUGGUGUUGGGUAGCAUGGGUCAUGCCAUAGCUGAGGAAAGAGAAACAACACAAUCAAGACCGCUUAGUGCGGCAAGAGAAGAAAUUGCGGAGCUUUCCCCAAAAAUCAAUCCAACAGAGUCAAGCAUUGAAUUGCAUAGUCUAGACAACGCGGUGUAUUUAUCAGAGAAAAACAAAGAUAAAAAGAGAUUGAGCCUUGAAGAACAAGAAAAAAUGAUUUGGUUGCAAAGCGAAUAUGAAGAGAAUGAAAUGAGUUCAUUGACUACUAGAAUAGAGCAGCCACAUGCGAAUUAUUCUAAUGAGGCGACAGGAAUACAGAGAAAGGAAAGCAGUGAUGAAUCAUAUGAAAUAAUAACAGAGUGGAUUCCAGAAAACAAAAUGAAAAUUUAUACAACAUCGCACGGCCUGUCGGAAAAUUAUGGCGUUUUAAACCCUAAGGCAUCAGAAAAUGGAAGUGGCUACUCUCGACAAGGCCUUUUUGUUAGUAAGACCAGUGGAAAGGUUGUCGCAGAGAAAAUUGAUGAAAAAUCCGACAAUGCUGUUGGAAAAAUACUUAAGUCUGAGAAGGAGAUUGAUCUUGGAAGUAACAUUCAGGAUAAAGAAAUGAUUUCAACGGACUCUGCGAAAGGGUUUAUCAUCCAAUAUUCAAAUGAUAAUGAAACACAACCGAGUUUUAAAUCAUAUACAGCAGGCGAAACGAUGAGAGACGGGGGUGAAGUUCAUCAUGCAAGACUAUUAAGGCAUUCAAAGAGCGAAGAACAAAGCCGGGUAAAUGCUUAUCAAAUGAAUGAACAGAAGGUUAUCGCAGAAAAUAAAAAGUUGUGUCAACAUUGUGGUGAAGUCAUGAAUACUGCAAAUAAUAUACCACUAGUUUCAGGGUCAGCUCGAAAUCCUAUUCAAGCUAAGCCGGACACAUUAACCAUUGUAGAGUCUAGCAAGAGCACUGAAAUGGAAAUAAAACCAGAAUGUCAAAACAUCUAUGUUAUCAGGCGAUCAGCUGCUGAGAUAGUCGAAGAGAAACCAGAAAAACAUUUUCAUAGAACACUCUCUCGAAAAUCAGGGGAAACGAGCGACGGCUUUCUUGAAUAUGACUAUAGCAGAGUCAACCAUCGCUCUGAUGAACAAAAACAAAAAUUUGCUGCUGGUGUUCAGACACCUGAGAUGAGACCAGUGGUCAAAUCUUUCCAAAACGGGGAUAUCAAAUAUGAUGUUUCCCAAAUAGGAACUCGAAAAACAACAUUGCAAAGGUAUGAUGUGAAUACAGCUGAAAAAGUGGAUUCUUCGGUAGAUGAUGAAAGCCUCGUCCAUUACAAGCCGGAUGGAAUUAUGUACAGAUACAGACCAUGUGGAUCAAAAGAAUAUGUGUCGGAUAGCUAUAGUUUUGUUUCUGGAUCUAAAGUUAAGGAGCCACUCCAAGGAGAGUCGGUUGCCACAUCUCAGAACAGGACAACAGUGGUUUUAAAAGAAGAGAUUCCUGCUAAUGAAAGGACAAAAAAAGUUUACAGGUCUUACACAGAUACGUCAAAUGCAGCAGAAGUAGAAAAGGAUACCAUCACUACAUACAAGUCAUGGGAAGUUAACAAGAAAGCUGGUGAUUAACAUUACUAAACGCCGUUAAAAUCAUCAAGGUUUUGGUUAUUUUUUUUUAAGUUUACUAAGCUUUGCUUAUCCAAAAUUCUCGAGUUCAAACCAUGUAAUCAUUAAAGUUGGAACAUUGUAUAUAAUAUCAGUCUUAUGCGAUAUGCACUUUAUCCAAUUAUUCUAUCUAUAUAAUCGAAAAGGUAUUAUUAAAACUUUUAUAAGUAGGUUUAAUCAUUAUGUAUUCAUGUAUGUAUAUGUUUUAAGUUACAAGUUUAUAAUUUUGUGAUUGAACAUGUUUUUGGUUUGUGGACAAUCUCUGAUUUUCCUCUAAGUUUUACUAUGAAUAUGUUACGAACAAAGCAACGUGAGGUAUGUCCUGAACAAACUUUUUGGUGUUAAUUUCUAACCUCCUGCCUCCAUAAAGUAUCAAUUUAAGAUUUGUUUCAGCAUUGUGUAAUGUUAAGUAAAUAUCAUUGGAAACUCUCUGUUUUCUGAAAUGUCCUCAAUUAAAUAAAGAAGAAGGCGAGAAAAAUGCCUAUAUGAAGAGGGAUAAGAUACUGCAAAGUUAAAAUAUCAACAAGUCUGAUAAAUUAUCUUUAAAUAAAUAAAGAGAACAUCGGUUUGUUACCCUUCAUUUAUGUUAAAUAUUUAGAAUAGGUUGAUUUACAGUGGCGAAAACCCUCCAAAUCCUCAAAAUCAAACCUCCAAAUAGUGGCAUUUUAGAACCUCAGUGCCUUUCCUUAUAUAGAAUGGGUCUGAACUCCAUAUUUUUGUGUCGUUAUUUAAGUGAGGUUUAAUGGUAAUCAAUCCGAUUUCAAUCAACGAAAAUGUGAAGAGAUGACCUACUUACUUUUAAAAUGUCAUUUUGUGCCCCAACAAUUGAACGUUUUAGAAAAAUAAAGUCUGUAAAUUCGAGGCCAAAGUCCCAUAUAACAUUCAAACAACACACUUUGUUGUGACCGAAGUGACUCAGUGGUAAGAGCAAAAUUAGUCUAGAAUUAAUUAAAAUAGUCUAAACUAAAUAUAGGUAUAAAUUUUUCUUAAAAAAUUUGUAAAAAAUUUUAACAGUAUAUUACGACUAAACCAAAUAAGCAUUUGCUGUAUCCUUCCCUCCCCAUCUUCUUUUCCAGCUGUUA